AUGUUUUCAUUUUUAGUCAAGAAGAUAGGAAUGCUCAAUCAGGGCAAAGUGCACAGCAUAGCGUGGAAUUAGGAGGAAGGUUGGAUAGCAAUCGGAGGAGAACAUGCGCCAUAAGGAUAAAAGAAAGGGUUAUUGAAAAUAAUAAAGUUGGAUGAUUAAAAGGCAGGUAUUCAAGGACAACAAGCCAAAUUACCAUAUGAAGCAGCCUUGGAAUAACAUAUGGGUAAGGUGAAUAUAAUUAUUUGGAAUGAGAGAUAUCAGAAAUUGACUACUAGUGAUGAUCAAGGGUAGAUUAUUGUGUGGAUAAAUUUGGGAAAUGAAUGGGUCGAGGAGAUGGUGAAUAAUAGACAGAAAUCAAAUGUAACCGAUAUGAAAUGGUCACCUGAUGGAUUCAAAAUUGGAAUCAUCUAUGAGGAUGGAGCUGUCAUCAUAGGAUCAGUUGAAGGUAAUAGACUCUGGGGCAAAGACUAUCAAUACAGGUUGGGAUUGAUCGAAUGGUCACCAGAUUCAAAGUUGAUGAUUUUGGGAACUGCCGAUGGACAAGUCAUCAUACAUGAUUAGAAUGGUAAUCAGCUAAAUUCAUUGAAAAUGAGUUGUUUAAUGGGAUUAGUUGAUCCCAAAAAUUACUUCACUCCCAAUCAAUAAAUAGCAGCUGUCCAAUGGUAUGAAUAUGGCAAAAUGUACACUGAUGAAACUCCUCCAGGUUUGCUAAUUGGCUACACAUGUGGUAGAGUUUAGUUAAUGAAAAAUGAUAAGGAUGAGUCUCCUAUUUUAAUAGACACGGUAAUGGCCAUAUCAUCAGUCAGAUGGAGUCCCAAUGGUUCUAUGUUUGCAGUGGCUGGUAGUGCCAAAGAUAAGGAUGAACAAAGGGCAGUUGUGUAAUUCUAUUCAAAUAUGGGUGAUCAUCUAAAGACACUAAGAGUUGCAAACACCGACAAAGUCAAUAGUCUUAGUUUUGAAGGUGAUGGUUUGAGAUUGGUCAUGGGAGUUGGUCAAACUGUUUAUGUUGCCAAUCUCAAAUUAGAUUACAAGUGGAGUUAUCUUGCAUAAUCAGAAACUCUCAUCUUCGCCUAUCAAAGGCAAGAUAGAAUGGAAUUUACUAUCAUCUUUUGGGAUACGAAAAGAGAAUAAAAAUCCAUCAGGUAUAUGAAAGGCUUACUUGAUAUCAAAGGAUCAAAUGAUUGUUGUGUCUUGAUAAGUCUUGUUGAAUAAGACACAUGGAAGGUGGAACUCUGCAAUUCUAUUGGCAGUCCCUUAGAUACUAAAUUCAUAUCCAUUGAACCCAAAUUUAAUUGUAUGACUAAAACUCAUAUCAUUAUUGCUAAUAGUGAUUAUGUAUACUUAUGGUAAUACAGAAACUAAGUCUAAAGAUUAACUACGUUCGAAUCCAAUUAGAAUACAGGAAUCAGAAAAAUUGGUAAAGAAAUGGCAUGGUUUAUUGAUGAAAACCCAGAUAGUUAAGUAAUCUAUGAUAAAGAUACAUUUAAUUUGGAAAAACAAACUGAGGAAACUAUUUGUGCCAUAUAAGCAAAUGAAAAUUAUUUGUUUAUUGGCAGAAUCAAUGGUAAUAUAUUAAAAUUCACAUUACCUUAUGUCAGUGUUGAACCUAAAUAUUUCCUUGAAAAUAGGGCAAAUAUCAUUAAUAUUAAUUGUAAUUCUACUCGAUUAUCUAUAAUUGAUGUGAUGGGAACUUUAUAGUUAUUAGACAUUUCUGUUGGAGGUGGAAAAUUAUUAGAUUUCGAUAAGAAGGAAUGUUGGCAGGUUGUUUGGUCUGAUAAUGACCCUCUUUAAUUUGCCGUCAUGGAAAAGGGUAGAAUCCAUUUAGUAAGGGACAUAACUGCUGAUGAUCCUCUUCCUUGUGAUGCCUUCUUAUGCUCAUUCUCAGAACUUACUGUUAAAGGAGCAUUAUUAGAUGAUAUCAUGAUGAGUCCUGAUGGCUAAUUAAGAGCAGAUGAAUUACUUGUCUAAUAUGAAAGUAGAUUAUUUAAGGAAAUCAAGGAAUCUAUUGAGAAAACACCUCCAAAGGAAAUGUUUGGUAUCAUUGAAAAAUAACCAUCUAAUACUUUAUGGUAACUUUUGGCUUAAAAGGCUCUGGAAGAAUUAGAUUUCUCAGUUGCAGAAAAGUGUUACUUGAAAUUAGAAGAUUAUGCUGGAUUGCAAUUCAUAAAGAGGAUCUUAGAUUAUGAUGAAAAAGAAAAAUAAAAGGCAGAGGUUUAUGUGUUUCUGAAACGAUUUGAUGAAGCUGAGAAAAUACUAAGAGAAAUUGAAAGAAAAGAUCUGGCUGUUUAAAUGAGGAUGAAAACUGGUGAUUAUUCAAGAGUGCUAUUUUUAUCUAAGGAUCUUGUAGGUGCAGAUGAAGUUAUAGUUCAAACUCAAAAUAAAUUGGGAAACUUCUAUUGUGAUCAAGGAGAGUGGGAAAAAGCAUAAUAACAAUUCAAAUUAUCUAAUAAUGUUGAAAGAUUAAUAGAGACCUCAUUCAUGAUUGAAGAUUAUUAAACACUUGAAGAGUUAGCUAAUUCUUUAUAAGAAGGAAAUGCAUUAUUAUGUGAUUUGGGUGAAAGAUUCCAAUUAUUAGGAAUGGCAAAGAGUGCAAUCAAAUGUUUUGAAAAAGCAGGAGACAUUAAAAAAGCUAUUGAUUGCGCAGUUCUCCUGAAUGCUUGGAAUUUCGCCGUUGAAUUAGCUGAAAGACACAAUUUUGUAUAAAUUGAAGGAUUGCUACAAUAAUAUGCUGCUUAAUUGUUAGAAUAAAGAAUGAAAUUAGAGGCUGCAGAAUUAUAUAGAAAGGCCAAUCAUAAUUCAGAUGCAGCUCGCUUGUUAUCAUAAAUUGGUGAAGAUCUUAUUAAAAGCGAUUAAAGUCCCCUUGUUGUGAAGAAACUAUUUGUUAUGGCUGCUUUAGAAGUUGAUCUGUACAAAAAGAAGUUGUAUGAUGUCACCAUGACAGCUUAGAAUAAUACUAUUGCUCAUACUUUAGAUUAAUUAGUUACAAAUGAUUUAAAUCAUUCUGCUGACAAAGUACUCAAUAAUCCUUGGAGAUAAGCAGAGGCUUGGCAUUUCUAUAUUUUGACACAGAAAUUCCUCUAUUCUGGAAAUUACAAAUAUGCAUUAAAAUCAGCCAUUAGAUUAUGUGAAUUUGAAUUAGACAUGGAUCCUAAAAGGAUAUAUUCGUUGCUUGCUCUUGCUGCUUACUAUAACAAAUCUUAUAAAGAAUGUGCAAGAGCCUUUGUGAAAUUGGAGAAUCUAGACAAUAUUACAGAGGAGGAAAGGGAGAGAUAUUAAUCAGUUGCUGCUCAAAUAUUUGUAAAACAUGCACCUGAGGAUGCUGUGUGUGAUGCUAUCCAAUGUCCAAAACCUUCUUGUGGUAAUAAAAAAAUAACUGAAUAUUAAUUAUUCUGUAAAGAAUGUGGAACCAUUUUUGGAGUCUGUGUGGCUUCCGGAAAAUCCAUAUAUGGAUAGAAGUUUUACACUUGCAAAGCCUGCAAACAUAAGAUGAUCGAUCAGGAAGUCUAAAAUCUUGCAUUAAAAUUUUGUUCCCUUUGUCAUACACCAAUAGAUUUUAAUAGAUUUGGAAAACAUGGAGACAAAUAAUUAUGA
Paramecium tetraurelia is the source of this 3591-nucleotide messenger RNA. RefSeq lists its product as uncharacterized. Gene Ontology annotation, biological process: intraciliary transport. Gene Ontology annotation, cellular component: axoneme; ciliary basal body. The transcript is spliced from 9 exons. Gene Ontology annotation, molecular function: protein binding. The record is from RefSeq and is a predicted model, not a curated record. NCBI's taxonomy places the organism in Eukaryota, Ciliophora, Oligohymenophorea, Peniculida, Parameciidae.